Molecule: messenger RNA, 939 nt
Organism: Leucoraja erinaceus (little skate)
Lineage: Eukaryota; Metazoa; Chordata; Chondrichthyes; Rajiformes; Rajidae
Product: calcium and integrin-binding protein 1-like
Exons: 8
Coding region: 223-792 (189 amino acids)
Molecular function (GO): calcium ion binding
Source: RefSeq, a predicted model, not a curated record
UGAGUGUUGGAUGGCUGGCAUGCGGACGAUGGGCCGAAGAGCCUGUGUCCGAUCCUGGGCAGCGGCCGGGAGCUGCAGUUGCGGCGGAGGCCAGCAGGCGGCACCGCGGAGCCACUGUCUGCAGCGACGUCGGCGGCUUCCGGCUCCUGGUUCCGGUUGGCGAGGUGUGAGUACCCCGGUCGGUUCCCGCUCCCUGGAGGUCCGGUUGUUGGUCGGGGGGAGAUGGGGGCUUCAGCAAGUCACCUCUCCAAGGAGCAGCUCUCUGAGUAUCAGGAGCUGACGUUUCUAACAAAGCAAGAUAUUCUGCAUGCUUAUCGACUCUUCAAGCAGCUGCUGUCCAAUGAUCUGACCGACUUCCAACACACGAGAGUUCCACAGAGUACUAUCUGUGAGCUGCCGGAGUUAAAGGCCAAUCCUUUCCGAGAGAGAAUCUGCCUUGUGUUCUCGACAGCGUUUGACCGGGAUGGCAGCUUGUGCUUUGAGGACUUCUUGGACAUGCUCAGUGCGUUUAGUGAAUCGGCAACGCCCGAGAUCAAGUCGCACUACGCGUUCCGGAUCUUUGAUUUUGAUGAUGAUGGGACGUUGGACAGAGAGGAUCUGAAGAAGCUGGUGAACUGCCUGACAGGAGAGUCGGCCGACACCCAGCUGAGCGAGGCGGAGAUGAACCAGCUGAUUAACAACAUACUGGAAGAAUCUGACAUUGACAAAGACGGGACAGUCAACCUCUCUGAGUUCCAGCACGUCAUCUCCAGAUCCGCAGACUUUGUCAGCUCAUUCAAGAUGGUCCUCUGAUGUGUAGGCAAGGCCCCUGGCAACACACGACUCCCUCAGCGUUCUCCUGCGAGCAUUUCAAUGAGCAGUUGGCUUUUCUGCAUUUUUUCCCCCCCGCUCGCAAUCCUUGAUGUUUUCACAGUGCAAUAAAGGUCUUCGCAUUCUCAC